AUGUACAUGGAGCAGUUGUGGAUGUUGUGCUUCUCACAAGACUUCCUCGAGUAUCAGGAGGAUGUGGAUACACUGCACUGGGCGGAGGGCACGCUGAUUGACACACUGUUCCUCAUUAAGAAGUCCAUGCAAAAGGGGAUUAUGCAGCUACGAGACAAACCAGACAACACGCAGAGGGCAUUGAAGCGAAUCAAGAUUCUCCACAAUUUACUGAACACACGAGACACUGUCUCAGAUGUUUUCAUCAAAACACUGGAGAAAAGAAUUGUGGAGGUACUUCAGGCGCAAGAGGCUGGACAAAAUAAAAGCUGGGUUGAAUCUCAAGCUACAUCUGACAAAUUUGUAGAACACGGAAGUUCAUUUCGGCAGAUGCUGUGGAUUCAGAUGGAGGACACCAUUGCUGCGGCCAUGGCUCAGAUUUUAGCGGUGUUGGAUGGAGAUAACAACCUGGACCAUAUUGCUGAUGGGCAGGCCUCUGACAGUGCUGUGGCUGACUUGUGGCUGAAAAUUUUCCAAGAAAAGGAACUCCUGAAAAUUCCAAAAUCCCAGGAGGCCAUAUCGGUAUUUUCCUCAAUCAAUGUUACCGACUUCUCAUACACUAGCAGAUUUCCAUUCAGUUUUGUUCUGAAACCAAGGUUUGAAAAGCUCUGGAAACAAGUUCAUGACCUCCAAGGGUUUUCAUCACUGCCUAAACUGCACCACAUUGAACAAUGUCAGGAGAUGAUUCACUUUCAGUGCAUAUAUGACAUUAAGAAAACACACACAUUGUUUGCGAAGUACGCCGAGGAUCUAGUAAACAUGUCAAUGCCGAGACACCCAGAAGUCAAUAAGCUCUUCUCAGAGGCCCUUGUGGAGCUGUGCCAACGCGUGUAUGCAGACUUGACUGAGGAUCAUCCCGAGAAUGUGUCCCUCAUCUGGCUCCAUGUCACAUACGAGUUCAUGCGUGACAAUCAUCAGAUUUACCAAAAGCUGUCUCAGCAGUACGGCAGCUUGUUAGCUACAGGGCAAGCCAAGGAGGCUACUCAGGCUAUCAAACUUAUACUAAAGGAACUUGAGCCCACUGAUGAGAAACUGAAGGGCUUUGAGAGCUGCCAGAAAUGGCUGAAGGACGUCAAAUCAGUAUCAACCGCUGUGGAGUUCAUUACCUCAGAGGAUUCAUUAAUUUGGCAGCAUGGAGAAAAUGGAAAAGCCCUGGUCAAAGACAUACAACUGCUGUGGCACAGUACACAGGUGGUGUACUUGCUCAUCGAUCACCUUUUCUACGAGGAGACUGAAAUAGAUGAAAAAUUGCUCAGCAUUGUUACAAAGAAUUGCAGAUUCCUUUGGAAGAGAUUGGAGGCUAAAAAGGAAACAGACAUAGAAAACACUUUUAAGUGGAUGACACAAGUGCUGAAGCAGUGCAACACGAAUGCCUGCAACAUCUACCUCGAUGGUAUAACACACUGUGAAUACUGCAAGCAAGAAUUUAAAGACCCAGCUGAAUUACAGUGUGGACACAUUUUCUGCAAGGCUUGUCUGGAAGAAGUAAAUGCCGAAAAGUGUCUCAAAUGUCAAAAAGAGAUAACUGAGCUCAACCCAUGUGACCCUGGGAAACGGGAGACCAUUGGAAAACUCAGCAGAUUCAGAAGGAAGUGCAACUCUUUCUUUGUGGAAUUUCUCUUGAAGUGCUGUGUUAACAGCAAACAUAAAAUGCCUGAUAUAAUAAUUAACAUGCUGUUGGAAUUUGUUAAAAGGAACACUUCAGCACAACAAGUCAAAGUUUGCAGAAGGACGACCGAACUGUCCCCGUUUCACGAGUGCAUGGAGCCGAGCCCUGCUGUACAGUCGCUGGUGCUGAAAAUCCUUCUGAGAUGCGGACUGGAGCAAAUGAAGCCUCACCUGCAGCGGUUUAUCGAAGAGGCCGUGAAAUCAAAUGAAAAAAAUAUUGACGAAUUCUACUUCAUGGUUGUUCGGAGUACAGAGGAUCAGAUUUACACCUCAGCCCAAGAAUCCCUGAUAACAAAGGCCACAGAAAGCCUUUGUUUUGACCAGGAUGUAUUUAAGCGCACAGCUUCAGAAGUGACAUAUGAAGAUCUGCACACCAUAGCCAAAAUAAGGUUUGGCAUCACAGUAGCGGCAAGUGUAAUUGAAGGUUUGGUGUCAAAAGAUGCAGAUUCACAUGGGUUGAACAAACAAGAUCUUCUACAGAUAUUGAAGGAAGUCGUACCAAGGAAUUUAUGGAUCCAGACGUUUUUGCUUCACAACCUGUACAAACUGAUUGGCUCCAGGAAUAUUCAACUCAUUCUUCAGACUGAAGACUUCAGAUGGGUUUUACCAAGUGACUUCAAAGAGAAAAAGGAGAAAUAUGCAGUGAAUUGUGAAAUGCUCAUGGUGUAUGGAGAAAUUUAUGAUAAGACCUCAUUUGGAAAUCCUAUCUCCAACACGAAAAAGGAUAUUGAUGAAAACCAGGAGACGCUCAUUCUGUGCACAACACUGAAGGCAGUAAAGCUACAUAUUUAUGGUGAUGAUUCACUGAUCUCUGGGAUUAAAAAGCACCGUGAAACAGAUGAGAAAUGGAAGGUAGCAGCGCAGAUCUGUGACAGAAUGAGUGAGGACCAUCUGAAAGGGGUGGCAGAGGAGCUGGCCCUUCAUGCUUCCAGCUUGGCUCACUUGGUGCUUCAUACUGCACUGGUGGCCCACCUGUCCUCCAAGCCUGAGAUGCACCUUCUCAGAGCUCUCUGCUUCCACCCAAGCAGUACUGAGAAUUGGUUCCUCCCCACGAUGCCUGAUCUGGUGCAUUAUACAGCGGAAUGGGAGGAAACGGCAAAAAGGGGAAAAGCUUGGAAAUGCAGCUGUGGUGAAAUAUUCCUCAUUGAAAAUGUAGGUGUAUCUCCUCCACAGUAAAUGUUCUUAUUUGUAUUUGAAUUUACAGUUUUAUAAUAUUCCAUAUAAAGAGUGCUUUCUUAGUUCAUAAUUUUUUUCAAUUUCUUCCAGUGUGGGAGACCGAAUGAAGUAGCCGAAUGUCCACGCUGUGGGAGUCCUGUUGGUGGGCUUCAGCAUAAAGCUGAGAAAGGUUUCACAGAGGUUACGGAGCAGGAUGAAAAGGGACACAUCCUAGGAGAUCCCAGUAAAAGGAGAUCACUGGAGGACUCCGAAAGGGGUUUGUCUGGUGCAGCCUUCAAUUUGGCAAGAGCCCUUAUACAUGCGUCCCUGCUGUGGGGGGCUACUGAGGACCCCGAGGCGGUUAAAGGUAUUGUGAAGAAUCCAGAGGGGCCUGUUGGGAAGCACCUCUUUGAUCACCUCCAGAAGGACAUCGAUCUGCUUGCUAAAGCCACUGCGAAAAAUGCUGAAGAGGCUGAAAUGACAGUUCACCUCUUCCUGAAGUACAUCAUGGAGAGCAGUUCUGAUGAUACUGGAAGCCGUAUCCUAACAGAAACGAGAGACAAAAGGAGCCAAUGGGAAGACAAUUUCUGGAAAACAACACAGAAAUUCUUUGUGAAUAUUGAUGAAAAACUAUCAGAUGCAUAUCUACAUAUUUACAUAUCUACAUAUCCACAAGUAUCUAAGCUGGAAGACUACCAAACGGCCAACAUUUUUACUCGACCUCAAAUGUGGAAAUUUGAGCAUAAACUCAGCAUUCAACUCCUGACUCAUCUAGUUGAACAGGACAAUGGCAAGAAAAACCACCCCAUCCUCCUGAAACUUCUCAAAAAGCAUGGCCAUAUACAGAAAAUACAAUAUUUGCCUCAGAUCCUGAAUUUACAACAAAAACUGGUCAGUUUCUUCCAAUACAAAGACUUACAAAAAUGGAGAGAAGUGUCCAUUGAAGAGUUCAUAAAGAGCCUGGAUGAAGAUGAAGCACCAGCCUUUUCAGAACAUGUCAGGAUCUUGCUGAAGAUCUGGGACUAUUUACAGGAGAGUCGUAAG
Molecule: messenger RNA, 3906 nt
Organism: Brienomyrus brachyistius
Lineage: Eukaryota; Metazoa; Chordata; Actinopteri; Osteoglossiformes; Mormyridae
Product: E3 ubiquitin-protein ligase rnf213-alpha-like
Exons: 27
Coding region: 1-2883 (960 amino acids)
Molecular function (GO): ATP hydrolysis activity; ubiquitin-protein transferase activity
Source: RefSeq, a predicted model, not a curated record